This is a messenger RNA of Vanessa atalanta (red admiral), 795 nucleotides long. RefSeq lists its product as uncharacterized. Lineage: Eukaryota; Metazoa; Arthropoda; Insecta; Lepidoptera; Nymphalidae. The transcript has 2 exons. The record is from RefSeq and is a predicted model, not a curated record. The coding region runs from base 42 to 443 and encodes 133 amino acids.
AAAAGAAAUCGUUCAGUGCUUAAAAUGUAGUUUUACGUAGCAUGAAUCGCGACUUCGUAUACGAUGACGAUAGACCAACAGUCUGGUCGCGAGCUGGUUCCACUUUGAACAAGUGGAUGUGGGGCGCUCUUUGUUGCGGUGUUCCUGGUAUCCCGUGCUAUUUUUGCAGCUGCUGUGAGAAAUUCGAAGACAGAAUGGAGAGAGAGAGGCCAAGAGUUAACCAAGGUACCGUAACCACAGAACGCAUGUCGAGACAACAUCGCCCGCACGCACCUCGUGGUAGAAAAUCUACGCCUGAAAUGUUGUCUGCCGUUCGAUGUGCUCUGACGCAGUUGCAAGGCGAACCAGCUCCUCCCUUAAAGGUUGCUUCUAAAUCUGAACCUCAGACACCGGAAACUGUUAAACGAUUAACAUAUGACGCACGUAUUAACGCCGAGAAUUGAGGGUUCAUUACAAUGAACCCAGGACUUCGGCUCAUUAUUUGACACGAUAAAAUAGAACCGGUAUUAAAAGUAUACGGCAGUCGCUUGAUAGAAAUAUUUAAUUUGACCUUAGACUUUUCUUCUUUCUUUGAUUUGUUCCCAUUUCAUCAGAAAAGUUGAAGGGCGAAUAGGUCUCAUCUGGUAAUUCAUAGACAUUGAUACUGUACGUUAUGUAAACCAAUCAAUGUGUGGCUAACAAUAACCUAAGAUUUGAUGUACCCUUUCUGUCUGUAAUUACACAAACUCUCUCGUAACCAAAACACAAAGUAAGUCAAACUAUUCUUGGACUUUGUGUGUUGUAUUGGAAUUCGUU